Messenger RNA from Triticum turgidum subsp. durum (durum wheat), 663 nucleotides. Lineage: Eukaryota; Viridiplantae; Streptophyta; Magnoliopsida; Poales; Poaceae. The record is from the annotation of a GenBank genome assembly.
AUGCGGCGGCUAUGGCGAUGGUACCAGCAGUCCCUGUCCUCCUACCCCGUGCGGACGCAGGUCGUCAGCUCCGGCAUCCUCUGGGCCCUCGGCGACAUCGGCGCCCAGGCCGUCACCCACAAAUCCGCCAGCUCCCACCACCACCACGCCAAGAACCCCGAGGUUCAGGAUAAAGAUAAAGAGUUCAAAAUUGAUUGGAAGAGGGUCGGCAUCACAAGUUCAUUUGGAUUUGCUUUUGUUGGACCUGUGGGACAUUACUGGUACGAAUACUUGGAUCGUAUGGUCCGACGAAGAUACCUGCCUGGUUCGUUCAAAUUUGUAGCCUCAAAGGUUGCAGCGGAUGGUCUCCUCUUUGGGCCGCUAGAUCUGGGGCUGUUCUUCUCUUAUGUGGGCCUUGCUUCAGGAAGGAGUCUGGAGCAGGUGAAGGAUGAUGUGAAGAGGGAUAUCAUUCCUGCUCUGGUUUUAGGGGGAGCCAUCUGGCCGGCUGUGCAGAUCGCAAACUUUCGCUUCAUUCCCGUGCGAUAUCAACUGCUGUACGUGAACUUGUUCUGCCUGUUAGACAGCUGUUUCUUGUCUUGGAUCGAGCAACAAGGAGACGCGGCUUGGAAGCAAUGGUUCACAUCGUUCCAGAAGAAAAUCGAAGACCAGAAGAGCAACGCUUGA